Molecule: messenger RNA, 2340 nt
Organism: Lycium barbarum (goji berry)
Lineage: Eukaryota; Viridiplantae; Streptophyta; Magnoliopsida; Solanales; Solanaceae
Exons: 3
Coding region: 1-2340 (779 amino acids)
Molecular function (GO): nucleic acid binding; zinc ion binding
Source: RefSeq, a predicted model, not a curated record
AUGAGUGCUAGCCUACCUCCACCAUCGCAUGAGGGUGUCAAUGCUGAGGCGCUUAUAUCUAUGCAGAGAGUUAUAGAGGGUUUAGCAAACCGAAUGGAUAGACAAGAGAGGAUUCAGCAGCAGAAUACUGCACCUGCUCAGACACAACCAAAUUCUCGAGCACCUGCACAGACUCAGACUUUUAGGAAAAACGAGGUAUCCUUGCAAGAUUUCCUGAAGUUGAAAUCACCAAAAUUCACAGGUUCUGAGAAUUCAACAGAUCCUCAAGGGUUCUUGGAUGGCUCACUUAAGGCACUGCGCGCUCUCGGAUGUUCCAGUGAGAGAGUCGUGGAGCUUGCAACAUACAAACUAGAGGACAUGGCCUAUACCUGGUAUGAAACUUUAGUGCUAGGGAGACCUGCAGGAGCAGCACCACUGACAUGGGACGCGUUCACUAAGUUGUUCAUGGAUAAUUUUCUACCUGACAGUCUGAGACAGAAAUAUGUUAACGAGUUUGAGAGAUUGGUUCAGACUCCAGAUAUGGAUGUAUCGACGUAUAAUACCAAGUUUUGUAAGCUGGCCAGAUAUGCUCCUUACUUGGUGCCUGGUGAAGCAGCCCGAGUGCGGAGGUUUGUUGAUAGGUUGGUUAGUCGUCUGUACAAUGCAGUAGUCCUACAGAUAAAGACUUUGACCUACUCAGAGGCAGUUGAUCUUGCUAGAAAGAUUGAAAACAAGGGACGCGAGGAACGUGCAGCCAACGAUUUACGUAAGAAGGCCAGGUCAGGGGGAUCUUUCAGUGGCAGCUUUAGUGAAAAUCGCAGAGCAGGGAAUCAGGGACAGCAGCAACAGGGUUCUCAGACAGAUUCAGUUUCACAGUCUGCAUAUAGACCACAUCAUAGACAGGGUACCAAGGGGCCAUCAUCAUCAUCUUCUGGAUAUCGUAGUUCUGGACAGAUGUAUGCCACUAUUCCAUCCUGCCAGACUUGCGGCAGACCACAUUUAGGCCAGUGUCGUGUUUUGACUGGAGGGUGUUAUCGGUGCGGCCAGUUGGGACACCACAUGAGGGACUGCCCUCAACCUCCAAGGAAUUCCGGCCAGGCUUCUGUUCAGUUAGCUGCACCUACUCAGGCUACUCGUAAUAAUUCAGGUACUGCUGGUACAGGAAACAAAGGUCGAGGUAUUGGAGAUCGUGCUACUGGGAAUCAUGGACAAGGUAAUGCUGGUAGAGGACCGGCGAGAGUUUUUGCACUUACUAGACAGGAUGUUCAGGCCUCGAAUGCAGUGGUUACAAGUAUUCUUUCGGUUUGUUCAUUUGAUGCACUUGCACUGAUUGAUUCGGGAUCUACCCAUUACUAUGUGUCCCCGUACUUUGCUUUAAAGUUUGAUAGACAGCCAGACAUGUUAAAUGAUCCUUUUCUUGUUGCUACUCCUGUGGGAGCUUCUCUAUUAGUUGAAUAUGUGUAUCGUGCUUGUCAAAUUCAAGUUGAGGGUAGGGAUACUCUAGCUGACCUGAUUGUACUUGAUAUGGUUGAAUUUGAUGUGUUGAUGGGCAUGGAUUGGUUAUCUUCUUGUUAUGCUACUGUUGAUUGCAACGCCAAAAUAGUUAAGUUUAAGAUACCCAAUGAGCCCACCUUUGUAUUAAAAGGGGGUCAAAUUCCAGAGGUUGAUAAAGUCAUAUAUUUUAUGAAGGCUCAACGAUUGUUGAAGAAAGGUUAUGUAAUCCUCUUAGCUAUGAUAAGUGACACAAGAGAGGAAGCACUUAGCUUGGAGAAUGUAUCAGUAGUGAAAGAAUUUUCUAAUGUAUUUCCUGAGGAUUUGCCAGGAUUACCUCCAGUACGAGAAAUAGACUUCAGUAUUGAUUUGAUACCUGACACAUUCCAAUAUCUAAACCCCCAUAUCGGAGUUGUUCACUUUUCGAAGAUUGAUCUUCGGUCUGGUUACCAUCAGCUUAGAAUCAAACAAGAAGAUAUUUCAAAAACAGCAUUCAAAACUCGAUACAGGCAUUACGAAUUCCUUGUGAUGCCUUUCGGAUUGACCAAUGCUCCAGCUGCAUUCAUAGACUUAAUGAAUAGGGUGUUCAAGCCGUUUCUGGAUAAAUUUGUGAUAGUGUUUAUUGAUGAUAUCUUGAUUUAUUCUCGUAGCCAGGAAGAACACGAGAAUCAUCUGAGGAUUGUGUUGCAGACAUUGCGAGAACAUGAGCUUUAUGCUAAGUUCUCAAAGUACGAAUUUUGGCUAGACUCAGUUGCAUUUUUGGGGCAUGUUGUAUCCAAAGAUGGAAUCAUGGAUUUCUCUCGGAAUAGCAGUUCCAUUGACCAUGUUAACACAGAAAAAUAUGAAGUUUCAGUGGACAGAGGAAUGUGA